This is a messenger RNA of Molossus molossus (Pallas's mastiff bat), 2752 nucleotides long. RefSeq names its product fidgetin like 1 (gene FIGNL1). The coding region runs from base 210 to 2219 and encodes 669 amino acids. The transcript is spliced from 3 exons. NCBI's taxonomy places the organism in Eukaryota, Metazoa, Chordata, Mammalia, Chiroptera, Molossidae. Gene Ontology annotation, molecular function: ATP binding; ATP hydrolysis activity; microtubule severing ATPase activity. The record is from RefSeq and is a predicted model, not a curated record.
UUGUUGUUUUUAACAAGGAUUCAUGAACACCUGCCUAGAGUGGGAUAGUCUUUGUGGGUAUUGUGGGAGAUAUGAAGCCACCCAACAUGAUUAGUAAGCUAUCUUUACAGAGAAAACUGAAGGCUUGGCGGAAGUAAGAGGCCUGCUUCAUGUUGUUCAUCUGUUUUUUCUUGGAGGCCAGACUUAAACCCCAGGUUUGAGCCUCUACGAUGCAGGCCCCAGACUCCAGGUCUGUGCACCUGAGUGAAUGGCAGAAAAACUACUUCACAGUGACAUCUGGUACGUGUACAGCUGAGGAGAAGGCGGAUGCCUACCGAGCGCAGAUAUUGCGCAUUCAGUACGCGUGGGCAAACUCCGAGAUCUCCCAGGUCUGUGCUUCCAAACUGUUCAAGAAAUACGCAGAGAAGUAUUCUGCAAUCGUCGAUUCUGACAAUGCGGAGACUGGCUUGAAUAACUAUGCAGAGAGCAUUUUACCGUCAGUAAGAGCUCAGCAAACUCACAGCGACCAGUGGCAGUCUGGCUUGUCAGUAAGUAAUGUUUUCCAGAUGCGUGAAGUGCAGGAGAUGGUGCGGGCCGGCCAGAAGCUCAGAGACUCCCUGCUGGCCCCUGCAGAGGCUUCGGUAGUAAUCCAUAAAGGGUCCGUGGUCUCUGAUCCUCCGAGAUUUAGCGUUUGUGGUUCUGGGGAGAAUGAGCUAUCGACUAAGCCAGCUCAUGGGACGGAGAGGACCCGGGACAUCCCAGAGAGCAGUCCGUGGGGCCCUCAGAAUGCCCAGCCACCUGUGGCGAUCAACACCCCAAAGCCGUGUCCCACGUUCUCUGCGCCUUUUGGUGACUUAGCCACACCAUUAUUUGGAAACAUCAGAAAGGAAAACAACAGCUCUCCGAAAGCCAGCAUAGGACUGAGCAUGCUCCCAUCCCAUCAGCCCCGCUGUCCCCCUGGCAGGGAAAACCCCCGGGACAGGAACACCCUGCCUGGUCCCAGCACUGCUGACGGCGCACUUUCUGUCCCGGCCCCGAGUAAGGCCCUGAGUGACACGGGACCCAGUGGCCACAGAGAGGAAAGCAGUCUGCCCGCCUUUAAGACGGCCAAAGAACAGCUAUGGGUCGAGCAACAAAAAAAGUGCCACCAGCCCCCACGUGCGUCAGCGUCUUCCUAUGGUGGCGUAAAAAAGUCUCUGGGAGCCAGUAGGUCCCGAGGGAUUUUUGGGAAGUUUGUCCCUCCUGUGCCUAAGGCAGACGGGGGGGACCCGAAUGGCGGCAUGCAGUAUAAACCUGAUGGCGCCGGGCCCACAGAACCAGCGCCCCCCGGUGAUGAGCGUCUGAAGAGCUUGGAGCCAAAAAUGAUCGAACUGAUUAUGAGUGAGAUUGUGGACCACGGGCCUCCCGUGAGCUGGGAAGACAUUGCCGGGGUGGAAUUCGCUAAAGCCACCAUCAAGGAGAUAGUUGUGUGGCCCAUGAUGAGGCCGGACAUCUUCACUGGUUUGCGAGGGCCGCCGAAAGGAAUCCUGCUCUUUGGUCCUCCGGGGACUGGGAAAACCUUGAUUGGCAAGUGUAUCGCGAGUCAGUCUGGGGCCACCUUCUUCAGUAUUUCUGCCUCCUCCUUGACCUCCAAGUGGGUGGGUGAGGGGGAGAAGAUGGUCCGAGCCUUGUUUGCUGUUGCAAGGUGUCAGCAGCCAGCCGUGAUAUUCAUUGAUGAAAUUGACUCCUUGUUAUCCCAGCGGGGAGAUGGUGAGCAUGAGUCUUCUCGGAGGAUAAAAACUGAGUUCCUGGUUCAGUUAGACGGAGCGACCACGUCUUCCGAAGAUCGCAUUCUGGUUGUGGGAGCAACCAACCGGCCUCAGGAAAUCGACGAGGCUGCCCGGAGGAGGCUGGUGAAGAGGCUCUACAUCCCCCUCCCAGAAGCAGCAGCCCGGAAGCAGAUAGUGACCAAUCUGAUGUCCAGGGAGCAGUGCUGCCUCCGGGAGGAGGAAGUCGAGCUGAUAGUGCAGCGCUCGGAAGGCUUCUCGGGCGCCGACAUGACACAGCUGUGCAGGGAGGCGUCCCUCGGGCCCAUUCGCAGCCUGCAGACCGCCGACAUCGCCACAAUAGCAGCAGACCAGGUCCCACCCAUAGCGUAUGUGGACUUUGAAAAUGCGUUCAGAACUGUGCGGCCUAGCGUGUCUCCAAAAGAUCUAGAGCUUUAUGAAAACUGGAACAAAACCUUUGGUUGUGGCAAGUAAACGGGACACUCACGACUGGAGGAAGCCAUCUUUGUGGUGCCACCUCCCCCAUUGCUGAGCACGAGGACCUGGGUGUCAUACGUGCUCCGCAGUGUGUGUCCAGAGUGCCCACCCGCAGGUGGGACAGCAGCGUGAUCACGGCGUACAGCUGGGCUGGAUGAAGCUCGUCUUCUCCCAGUGAACACCUGACGUGUGCUCCUGUUUGCCCACCGCCGAGGGCCUUUCGUCCUGUCUCCAGCAGGUCUUCCUUGUCCAGAUGUGUCCUGGGACAGGAAGUGAGCCCAAAUGGAAACUCUGCAUCUUGCUUGUAAAUGAGGAUGUGUGAUUUGAUAUGUCUUCCUGCAGCGUAGUGGUUUACAUUCGAGAUAGAGCGCUGCUAACUUGCUCAGGGUUUACGGUCACACCAGUGCUGGAGGGAAAGCGCCAGUUUCUACUCCUGUAAGCUCUCCUGUCACCUUCUCCUAGCAGAUCUAAUAAAACUCGUUCAGCAAGAACAAAGUGCAGUCUAACCUCAGAUGGACCACAGAAGCAGA